Molecule: messenger RNA, 1502 nt
Organism: Erythranthe guttata (spotted monkey flower)
Lineage: Eukaryota; Viridiplantae; Streptophyta; Magnoliopsida; Lamiales; Phrymaceae
Molecular function (GO): DNA binding
Source: RefSeq, a predicted model, not a curated record
CACACUCAUGAGUUCUUGAUGCAGUGAUGGUGGACACGUUUUGUUAAUCUGGGAAUGCAAAGAGAGAAAAUUUGGCAACACGUGGCUGUCACUUGUCUGAUUCUCCCCACCACCAUAUAUAUUACAUUUACACCACUCCAUUAACAAUCAUUAGUUUUGUUAAUUACUAUACUGUUGUCAAUGCCUUUCUUGCUUUCCUCUUCAGUGACAGAAAAAAACUGCACACACACACACACACACAUUCAUUCACUCACUCACAGAACUUGCACUGAAAUGGGAUUUUAACUUGUGGGUUGUGACUAAUUUAGUGUGUACAACUGUGUGUGUGUGUGUGUGUGAUUUCUUGAUUUUUUUUUUUUUCUAAUUUGAAUUUUAGUGGUUUCUGGAUAUUUAUUGAAAUGGGGGGUGAAUCUCUAGACUGGUUACCUGUUGGUUGGAGAGUUAGUGUGAAAGUUCGAAAUUCUGGAAAAAAAGACAAGUAUUACGUCAACCCCUCAAACGGCCGCAGAUUCAACUCAAAGCCAGAGGUUCUUCGCUACGUCAAAAGCUCCGUAAAAAAUCCCAACCCUAAGGAGCCGAGUAAGAUCAAGAUUGAAAAAACUGUGACAGAAAAUUUACCACCGGGAUGGAUUAAGGAAAUUAGAACAAAAAAGAAGGGCGGUCGGACUAGGAGAGACCCGUGUUACAUCGACCCUGUAAGUGGACGUCAUUUUCGCUCCAUGCAAGAAGUUUUUCGCUACCUCGAAUCAAAGGAUGUGAGAAAAGCCGAGUCCAAGCCCGAUAAAAAAUGCCACAUCAGCGUCGAGCUGGCAGGUCAUUCUCAAUCUGUGGAAGUUGAUAAAUUACCCCGUAGAAGCUCAAAAAGACUUGCUCGUGUGGAAGUCGAUAAAUUAGAAACUGAAAUUCCAACCAAUAAGAAGCAGAAAAAACCCAUUACUACCGAAGAACCGAAAAAUCCCGACACUUGUGUGGAUGAUCUAUUGACAGAUCCGUGCAUUGAAUUUGCAGUCAAAACUCUGACCGGUACAAUUCCUGUCGAAGAAGAUGUGAAGAAAGUUGGUGAGAGUUCGACAGUUUCUUCUAUAUGGGCUGAUCCUUGUUUCGAAUUUGCUGUAAAGACGCUCACUGGGGAUAUCCCGUUGGAAGAUGCUUCGAAAUUUCGAGCUUCAUUACAGCAAACUGUAGAUAUGGUGAUGAAAGGCGAAUAGACGAGGAAUUUUGAUGUAAGAAGUGUAGUUUUGCAUGUAAAAUGAAUGAGCUGGUCUGUAAAGCUGUUUGUGUGUAGAGAAGUUGUUGUGUAAUGAACCUUCUUUCCGAUCCGUUUUUAAUUUCCGAAAAUUCCCUUCUUUUUCCCCAAAAAAUAUCGUUAUAGGUUAAAAAAGGAGUAGAAAUUUUGAAUCACGUCACAUUUGAUCUGAGAAUUUCCGGUUUUGAAAGAGGAAUCAUUUCAGUUUUUUUGUAUUUUUGGUUUUUUACAUUUUUGAAAUGUUUUGGAACGGAAU